Molecule: messenger RNA, 396 nt
Organism: Ichthyophthirius multifiliis
Lineage: Eukaryota; Ciliophora; Oligohymenophorea; Hymenostomatida
Exons: 1
Source: RefSeq, a predicted model, not a curated record
AUGGCUAAUAUGAUUGCUAUUCUCACUGAUGUAAUUUUGCCUUUUUAUAAAUAUGUAAUGGAAAUGUUUGAUUUAAAUAUUUUCUCUGGCAUUGGCUUAAUAAUGAUAUUGUUUAGUGUUCUUAUUUAAAAAAUAGAAAAUAUUUCUCACGAUUAAAGUGGAGUUGAUCAUGUUGAGUAAUCUAUAACUAGAAAAAAAAGUAGUUAAUUUAGAAGAAAACAAUCCGAUGUAAUUAUUGAUUAAAUGAUAAAAAAAUCAUCUAUGAUUUCACAACAAAUCGGAUAUUUCGUUUUAGAUAAAGAAGAUGCCCUUGAUGACAAAAAGAAUCCUUAUUCUUCGCAUUCAUUACUUGAAAUAAACAAUAGAGCAAAAUUAUUAGAAAAUUUAUAAAAUUGA